UUGGCUCCAACGAGAGACUUCGGCACAACCUGUUCUUCACUGCGACCGAGGUUGCGAGUCCCUUCCCUCCACUCUCCACCCUCCACCCUCCACCUACCACCCCACACCCUAACCCCCACCAGAACAACAAUCUGCCGCUGUAUCUGCCGGGCGUGGCAGACGAAGUCUCGAGGGGAUCGCUGCCGCGCGCCUUUCGGGGCCCGGAGCCUAACUGCCCCAGUCCGCAGGACGCCAGAGAGAGAGGCUCGGAGAGGGUCCGAAAGAGGGGCCGAGGAGUCUGAGGCGACCCACGCUUCAGUCCGUGGAAGUGGCUUCGUUUCGAUCGGGAUCGAUAAGGGCUCAAGCUGGUCGAUGAAGUGAAAAUGUUUGGAUGUCUGACACUCCUGUGGGGUCUCUUAAUACUCCGGCCAGCUUCCGCCGCCAUUCGGCACGGGACGGACGUGUACGCCACGGCGGGGGAGACGGUCUCCUUCCCCUGCGCGCUGGCGAGGAAGACGGCGCGCCCUAUCAUCAGGCCGUCGGGCUCCUGGAAAUGGCAGCCAGACGGGGGACAGAGCUCGCUCAUAGUCUCUUACAUAUACUCCAACAACCCGUCCUGGGGGCAGACCCCGAUGCGCGACCGGUCCAGGAUGGAGGGCGACAUCAGCUACGGCACCUUUACUCUGAGCCUGAUGCAGGUGAAGAAGGUGGACGAAGGGAAAUUCACCUGCUCUUUUCAGCACGGAUACGAGACGGCGAGCGGUUCCUACACACUCCGCCUCCUACAAGGAAAAGAAGGUGUAAUGCACCAGCAGCUUCUGCUCGAAAUGACAAUGGGAAGCGACUUGACGAAACUCGGUCGUUAUUUCGGCGCAGUCGUGCGUCUAUCGGUCUCGCAGCGUCCCCAGAGCGCCGAGAGGGGAGCAGCGGGCGAUUCCGGCUGCUCCGUGCUGGCGGAGGGCUGGGGGUUCCGGAGCCCUUCAUCGCCCAGCCGUUCCCCCUCCCCUCAGCGCCCUCCCUCUGCUUUUCCUGUGAGGGAGGCGGAAGCGCUGUCGAGUUCACAUCGAAACCUCGACAAGGGGAAGGGGGCUUUCCUGCCGCGGGCUGUCUGCACACCUCACGCUGCCUACUCGCGGCCGGUGUGA
Molecule: messenger RNA, 1124 nt
Organism: Hypanus sabinus (Atlantic stingray)
Lineage: Eukaryota; Metazoa; Chordata; Chondrichthyes; Myliobatiformes; Dasyatidae
Exons: 5
Coding region: 363-1124 (253 amino acids)
Source: RefSeq, a predicted model, not a curated record